This is a messenger RNA of Haliotis rufescens (red abalone), 2307 nucleotides long. RefSeq names its product cleavage and polyadenylation specificity factor subunit 5-like. The coding region runs from base 26 to 721 and encodes 231 amino acids. The record is from RefSeq and is a predicted model, not a curated record. The transcript has 7 exons. Gene Ontology annotation, cellular component: mRNA cleavage factor complex. Gene Ontology annotation, molecular function: mRNA binding. NCBI's taxonomy places the organism in Eukaryota, Metazoa, Mollusca, Gastropoda, Lepetellida, Haliotidae.
UACGAAACGUUUAAACGAAGACAAAAUGGCGACACAUGGUAGAGUUUCGGGUUGGCCGAGGAAAACCGGACAGCCUGCGGGCAGCACUGGCCCUUCUUUCGGGUCAAAGUAUGCAGGAUCAGUUGCAAUGACGCUUGAAAGAACGAUUAAUCUGUAUCCACUCAACAAUUACACAUUUGGAACGAAGGAGCCCCUGUAUGAGAAGGACAGCUCGGUGCCCGCACGCUUCCAGCGGAUGAGGGAGGAGUUUGAAAAGAUCGGCAUGCGUCGCUCUGUGGAAGGGGUGCUCAUUGUACACGAACAUGGCCUCCCUCAUGUUCUACUCCUACAGCUUGGAACUACAUUCUUCAAACUACCUGGAGGGGAGCUGAACCCCGGGGAGGAUCAGGUCGAUGGUCUCAAGCGGUUACUGACAGAGACACUGGGGAGACAAGAUGGAGCCCCUAUGGACUGGUUAAUUGAAGACACAAUUGGCAACUGGUGGAGACCGAACUUCGAACCCCCACAGUAUCCCUUUGUGCCACCUCAUAUAACCAGACCCAAAGAACACAAAAGCUUAUGCUUGGUGCAACUGCCAGCCCAAGCUUUAUUCGCAGUACCUAGGAACUACAAGCUUGUCGCAGCACCAUUGUUUGAGUUGUAUGACAACGCAGCAGGCUACGGUCCCAUCAUCUCAAGUUUACCACAAGCUCUGGGCAGAUUCAAUUUCAUCUACAACUGAUCUUGGCACAUAAUCUGAGGGAAUCAUCUUUGCACAUACAGCUGUGGAUCAGUGGUUACCAUGGCAACAAAAAACAUUACUGCCAUACUUGAGGCUCAGGUGUUUGUAAAUGGAAAAGCAUUCAGUGUGUCUUUUUCCUACAAGCAUGCCUGACUUUUUCUUGACUUACGAUACAAGUGAAAGACGGAGCAGAAAGUGAAUGUCCUGGCACUCUCAUCAUUGACUCCUGCAAGGAUUUCACUAUCCUAUGACCAACCCAGUAGCUUGUGUGUUGGGCGGUUCCAUUUGUAAAGUUCUUUUUAAAGUUAGCCAUGAAUGUAGGUUGGAAUUGUCCUUUUUGUCUAAUGAACUGGUUGUUUGAUUUUUUAUCUGCAUCAAACUGUAAUUUUGAUGCAUGCUCCCGAUCCUAUCUUUGAUUCAUUUACUUCAGGAGGAUGGCUUUAAAUUUUUUUUAAAUAUGAAGUUUCAAAAUUUUAGUAUGAGCUUGAUUUAACAAAAAAAUGUUUUAAAGUAAUAGUGUGAAUAUUUUUUGUUUUUGAAUCUUUAUGUUAUUUUGGAAGAUAUGGGAAAUUGUUGAUGAAGAUGAAACACAGAUAAUGGAUGUCAAGCUCCAGGGGUAUUUCUGACAGCUAUUUUCACCAUAGAUUCAUCCACAUACAGACAUGUCAUGCUUCAUCUAAAAUGUAUUGACAGGUCACAGAGUGCUAGGUGAGACUCAUUGUGUCUAGAUGGAUAACAUCUAGGAGAAUCGCUGUGGAAUUUGAGUGACCUACCUUGGCUGUAAUGUCUACAUGAAAAGCAUACCAUAACAUACCAACCAUUUCAUACACAUGAAACGUUCAACUCCAGUCCACUCACUCACUCACACAUACCAUUAUGUCAUCCAGGCUGUUGGGAUCCCCACCUGUGGAGCUAACAGGCUGAAACCCAAGGAGAGACAUUCAUCUACAUUAUUCUCCUUGUACUGAUGGCGUAUUGUAGGGCAGUACCGACAAAUGAUUAUUGGUUGUUUUUUUUUCAUCAGUUACCAAAACACAGGACAUCAUAAACUCUUGUCUCACAUUAAUCUAAUCAUAACAAACAUCAGUAUUGCAACAAAUGUCGGACGCUGAGUCAAGUUGUGUGAUACCCGUGAUACUGCCAUGUAAAGGGGGACGUGUAUGUCUCAGUCUGGGAGCUCACUAUUUUUAAGGAAUCCGGUGUCAAUUUUCAUGAUCAUGGAUAGACUAAUUGUCUCAAUGUUUCAGAACCUUUUUCUGGUAUUUAAAAGAUUUGGCUGAUGCUUGAUUCACUUCAUUAAAAAUGAAAAAAACUGAUGUGAAUUGGUAAACUUUUCAGCUGAUUUAACAAUUAUGAAGAUGUUAUUAUUUUGCAUCCAGAACCUCCCAACUUCAUCCAGUUUCCCCCUACUUCCUGUCUGUAACACAAGUUUGUAUUUUCACUUGUAUGUAUGUCAUGACACCCUGACCACAGCAGUCUUUGUAUAUAUCUAGAUGUCAUUUUGUCAAACAUAUGUCAUGCCUCUUCAUUUUAAUGAUCAUGUACACUUCCAUUUGAGUUUUACACAUUAAAAACUAAAUGAAUAA